Messenger RNA from Talaromyces proteolyticus, 1205 nucleotides. RefSeq lists its product as uncharacterized. Lineage: Eukaryota; Fungi; Ascomycota; Eurotiomycetes; Eurotiales; Trichocomaceae. The transcript is spliced from 3 exons. The record is from RefSeq and is a predicted model, not a curated record. The coding region runs from base 217 to 1161 and encodes 314 amino acids.
GUCGGAGAUAUUAUUAUCAUCAAGGAGUAGCACAGUACUCCGCAGACACGUAACAGCACCGUGCAAUACGAGAAAUUAACAGACAGGCCACAAAUGCAUCGAUCCUCAUCCCCCGUGCGGGGUACGCUAACCGGUUCCCAUUACAGGUUCGACGCUUAAUACACCAUCGACGAUACACACACGUAUUAUAAACACCGACCAUCGAAACGAGCCCAUAUGCGCGCCUUUCUCUCGUCACUGGGCGAGCACAUCGUCGAUGCAGAGGAGGAAUCCUUCCUCCUCUUUUCCCGCUCCAUCCCCUCCGCUAACCUCGGCUUUCUCGACUCGCAUGCGGCCUCGGUCACCUUGACCAUCCAUGCCCACGACCUGACCAUCCAUCAAUCACCAACCCUGCUCUCGUCGUCGCGCGCAGGGGGGACGACUGGCGCUGUUCUCUGGAAAAUAACCCCGCGCUUCGCAGAAUGGAUUUCUGGUAGCUCAAACCCACUCUGGACGGAAUCAAUCCUUUCGCCUACGGCAAGCGUUGUCGAGCUAGGCUGCGGGAUUUCAGCGGUCGUGGCUCUCGCGCUGGCCCCGAGAGUAGGCCAUUUCCUAGCUACGGACCAGGAGUAUGUGAGAAGGAAGUUUAGGGAGAAUAUUGAUGAGAAUUGGCCUGAAGUAAAACCGGGGCGCUCCGCUGGAGGGAGGAGGGUGAAGGGGGCGAGUGGUGGAAAGUCUAGGGGUGGUAAUGGUAGUGGUAGUGGUAGUGGUGAUGGAGUGAAUAUCACCUUCGCACCACUCGACUGGGAGCGUGAUGAGCCUGCAACCCUCAAGCAACUGAUCCCCAACGCGGAUACAGCGGCAGACGCUGGCUUCGAUGUGCUCGUCUCGUGCGACUGUGUGUAUAAUGAAGCGCUAGUGCCGAGUUUCGUGCGGACGUGCGCUGAGAUCUGUCGGUUGCGACCAGUACAGAAUGAUUCUGGCAAUGAAGAUGGCGGGGUUAGACUGAGGCCGACGGUUUGUGUGAUUGCGCAGCAGCAGAGGUCGCCGGAUGUCUUUGAGGCCUGGCUGAGGGAGGCGAUGCGCGUGUUUGAUGUCUGGCGGUUGAGUGAUGAGGUGCUUGGGGAUGGGUUGAAGGAUGGGACCGGGUAUGUGGUGCAUGCACUGCUGCUGAAGGGCUAGUACAUACGUACAUGUAUCAAUUGAUGUAUACGAGACGUAGACAU